Messenger RNA from Syngnathus typhle (broad-nosed pipefish), 686 nucleotides. RefSeq names its product oligosaccharyltransferase complex subunit (gene ostc). Bases 93 to 542 code for a protein of 149 amino acids. The transcript is spliced from 4 exons. Lineage: Eukaryota; Metazoa; Chordata; Actinopteri; Syngnathiformes; Syngnathidae. Gene Ontology annotation, cellular component: oligosaccharyltransferase complex. The record is from RefSeq and is a predicted model, not a curated record.
UUCCGGGACACGUCACCAAAUGCUUCCGAGACGGCAGGCAGCAGCGACAGCCGGGUAACAGCAAUCUUCGAGUUGGUCCUGUCGGCAACCUGAUGGAGACUUUGUACAGCAUCCCCUUCACUGUGCUCGAAUGCCCCAACGUGAAGCUGAAGAAGCCGUCUUGGCUGCACAUGCCGUCGGCUAUGAGCGUCUAUGCGCUCGUUAUCCUUUCGUACUUUCUCAUCACCGGAGGUAUCAUCUAUGACGUGAUCGUGGAGCCGCCGAGCGUGGGCUCGAUGACGGACGAGCACGGACACCAGCGGCCGGUGGCGUUUCUGGCGUACAGGGUGAACGGCCAGUACAUCAUGGAGGGCCUGGCCUCCAGCUUCCUGUUCACCAUGGGAGGCCUGGGCUUCAUCAUCCUGGACCGCUCCAAUGCACCCAACAUACCCAAGCUCAACCGCUUCCUGUUGCUCUUCAUUGGCUUUGUCAGUGUCGUCCUCAGCUUCUUCAUGGCUCGAGUUUUUAUGCGCAUGAAGUUGCCGGGAUAUCUCAUGGGAUGAAUUCCACUGUGGAUGAUCAUUCAUCUGGACUCAAAGCACUGAUGUUGCCACAGAAAUUAAGCGUGAUAAACAACCAGCAAUGGAAAAGAAGCAAGUGAAUUUUUUUUUUUGUUACCAAGUCUUGAAAUAAAACCGUUUUCAGAA